UUGUGUUUAUACAAAUAUUCAGAAUAUUUCUAUCUUCUUUGGUGUUAUUGUAAGCUGGUGAAUUGAUAUUGUGGAUCAUAGUAUUUUAUUCUGCUUAUCCAAAUCAACAAUCCCAUGGCAACAAGGGCAGAGCGUGAAAAGGUUCAGCGUACAAAUGACAAGCACAAAAACAUAUUAGCUGUUUUAUUAUCAAGAGAGGAAAAUAAGUAUUGUGCAGAUUGCCUUGCUAAAGGUCCGAGAUGGGCUUCAUGGAAUUUGGGAGUUUUGCUUUGUAUAAGAUGUUCAGGAUUACACAGAUCUCUGGGUGUUCACAUAUCUAAAGUAAAGUCCGUGAAUUUGGACACAUGGACAAGAGAACAAAUGCUGAAUUUCUGCUGCAGAGGUAAUGGGUGGGCAAAAGACACAUAUGAAGCAAGACUUCCAAGAGACCAUAAAAGGCCUCAGGCUGACUCAAGCCUUGAAUAUUUUAUUCGUGAUAAAUAUGAAAAGAAGAAAUAUAUAGCACCUGUCGAAAUUCCAUUAAGACCAUUAACAGGUUUAGGUUUAAUAGAUGAAAAUGUUGACUCUCCAAAGAAAGGAAGGAGUAGAGAUGGAAAACGUGAUGGUGUAUCGAUAAUAUCAAUUCCUAAACCGAAGGGGUUGCAUCCGACCAGUCCAGGUAUUCCAAGGCCCAAAUCCUUGCCACAAUUGCCAAAACAUGAUGCGAAUAGUCCAGUGCAAAAUAGAGCACAGAAUCAUGCUCCUGCUCCCACAACAGAUGAUUUGUUGGGAUUAAAUUCUCCGAUUUCAAAAGAUGCACCGGUGUCAGUGGUGGUGAAUAAUGAUGCUGCUCCUCCAGCAGCAAGUGCCGAUCUUACAGAAGAUUUAUUUGGCCCUAUGUCUUCCUUCCAAUCAUUGUCGUUAACAUCUUCAGUAUCAAGUCCAAACCUUUUGAACGGAGGUUUAGAAUCGUCAUCUUCAAAUCCAGAACCUCCUGCUGCACAGGAAAAAGUAGAAGAUAAACGAUUAUCAAAGGAUUCUAUCUUGUCAUUGUAUUCUCAUGGGACUAAAUCAUCUCCUAGUUCAAUGAUGCCUCCAGGUAACUUUAACAUUCCGCCACAAUCACAAAUGGGAUUCCAACAACAACAACCAAAUAUGAUGCAAUACAAUCAGCAAUCAUUCCCACAAAAUAUGGGCAUGCAAGGUAUGCCUAGUACAUAUCAGCAACAGCAAAUGAUGAACAUUAACCAACAACAAAUGAACAUGAAUCAACAACAGCUCCAAAUGCAACAGAUGGCCCAACAGAUGCCAGGAAUGAACAUGAGUGGAAUGGGAUAUGGUAUGCCACCUCAACAACAGAACCCGAUGCAGGGUAAUAUGGGAUAUGGUAUGGGAUACAACCAACAAAUGUUUCAAGCACAACAACAACAACAACCUUAUGGAAAUAACAUGGCGAAUGGUGCAAAUACAGGAAUGACCCAAAUGGGUGCUUACAGUGCAAUGAUGCCGGGCAUGCAAGUGCAGCCUGGUGCAAAUACCUCAAUGUGGGGACAAGCUAAUCCUGGUAUGAAUUCAGGGCACACGUUAAGUACGCAGCUCUGGAAAUGAUGGAAUAAUGCUUAAGUUUCGUUUUAGAUAUAACAUGUAGAUUGGUGAAAAUUUGGUAGCUAUAAUAUCUGACACAAUAAAAUAUUAAAGGCUCCAGAGCUCGUUUUUUACCUCAGAGCCGGCCUUUAGAUCCAUAGCCAUUGAGGUUUUUUGGUAUGACCUGGGACCACUACUAUGAAACAUCACCCCAAAUGUUUUUUUGUGCUAGCAUGAUUCAAGACUAUAAUAUAAGAGUAUAGAGUUUAACUUGGAGCUUUCAAAUCAAAAUUAGAAAAAAGAUACGAGAUAGUUAGCAGCUUGAGCGACUAAAAAUGUUGGUACCUCCGGCUCCACCUCCAACUCUUCAUUAUAGGAAGCUUUGCCUCAGCUUCAACAGUACAUACAACAAACCUAGUUACAACGCAUUAGAUUGUGAAUGUGAAUACUAACUAUGAACAAUGUUAUGGAUAAAUAACAUUCCAAUGAUAAAAUACAGAUUUAAGAAUGGGAUCAUCUCUGCUUGGCAUUGCUUAACCCGGUUAUCGCACGUUGGGUUAGUUCAUGCGUUAGAUUAAAACUUGUGGCUUCCAUACUAUAGCACCAGCAUCUAUGCCAUAUAUCUAAACUAUGUAACAAUCCCAUCCACUUCUGAUUAAUGAUGUCUUAGAUGAAAAAGUCACGAAACUGAAUGUUAGAUACUCAUUUAGGACGAUAAUUUUAUUUAUUGUGAGAGAAUAUUUUUUAGAGUAUACCUAUAUAUUGGAAUAUUUUUUGCUUUUCAAAAUUGAUGAUAUAUUGCCACCAAUAUUGUGAAAAAUCAGGAUCCCCACUUGCUUUUUGAUAUAUCCAUGAAUCCAACAAUUUCUUUCAACUUUGAUCAUUUUGAAUUGAAUAUUAUACAGCUAAAUAUAAUAAAUAUGUAUUUAUGACAUGUAAAAUUAGAAUAUAUUGGUAUCCAUAUAUCUUAAUGUCUAAUAGGACAAAAAGUUAGUUACAAAUAAUUUUUCUAUACUUACUGUAAAACUAAUUAUUAAAUGAUACAUUGAGAUGAGGAGAUCAGUAAUAGAUCUAAAAAUAAAAGAUUCUGCUUGAUGCAUCUUUUGAUAUUAUAAUACUCUGAAAUUUUUUCUUGGGUCUCUUUGCUUGUCGUAGUUUGAGAGAUCAAAAUGAGCAUAUAAUUUCUAUUCAGAAAGUGGCAAACAAAAAGCUAAUAGUAUUUCAUUGAUUUACUACUGUUUUGUGCUCGAUCUUUGAACAUAUAUAUCAAUUAUCAUUCCGCUUUAUCCUAAAGAGAAGUCAUUUCUAAUGUCAUGUGAUUCAUUACAUUACAUCAUUUAUACUUGAUUAUCGAAAUUUUAUUUGCAAUUCAGCGAGGUUUAUGCCUUGUCAUUCGUCACAAAUCUUCAUUAUGUAGUUGUUUAAACUUAAAAUAUCUUUUAUUGUGUUUUUCUAAUUUGUAAAAAAAUGUGUAUACUCACUGGUAUGCCUUGCUGUACCAAGACUAGCCAUCACUACAAUUAGCAUUGAGUUGCAUAGUGAAUGUUGCAUAAUGAAUCACCGAAUCUAGGCUACAGUUGAUGCCAUCGAUGGCUUUCUUUAUUAAUAAACAUAUACAUAUGUAAAUUAAUAUAAGCAAUGCCUAGGUUAUGAAGUGAUUAUGUCUAUGUAUGCGUGCCAUUCACUAUAAUUUAUAUAUUCUCACCAUUUUCAGUGCAUACACUUUCGAAUCUCCACUUUUGAUUUUUAGUCAAACGCUAAACCAGUGAUAAAAGGAACAAUAAUCAUAAUAGUCAUUUUUCAUGAAUUUUUUUACCAUGGCGCCCACCUGGUCCGAGGUAGGAAAUAUUUCUCCCAUGUUACAUGCAUAUAAGUGUAGUGCAUCAUUCAUGGCUCUGUUUGAAUAUGUGUAGGACGUGUAUUUUGUUUUUUUAUAGUACGUUUUUGUGCUUCGUUUAGAAGAAAAUUUGUGUGGAUUUUCGUUUAUAACUUUAUUUGUGUUUGUGAUCGAAACAAUUUGUUGCAUUUAUAUCAUUGAGACAGAAUUUUUUUGCCUUUCGUCUUUCUAGUUCGCCUCUAUAACGAAUGAUAUAGUCAUCUAGGUAUCUGCCUAUCUGGCGCUCCAGAUGUGUGCGUACCAAUAUGGAGGUGACUAAUUUUGUUCGCCUUUUUUACAUCAAGUUGUGUAAAGGGACUGGAAUGGGCAGGGGGAUAUUCACUUGGAAAACACAGGCAGUCCCUGGACUCGUAAUAGAACUAAAACAAGGAAAAUCGGAAUAAAAUUAUGACCUAACCCUAACCUGGUACUUCGGGAGUACCAGGUAUCUAGCAUAGGUCUUAUUUCAGGUGGCCAUAUUCAUGGUGUUGGGGUAUCUUGGAGUAAUGGUGUUGGGGUAUCUUGGAGUAAUUUCAUUGAUUUGAAAUAACUAAAUUAGAAUACAUAUCACCGUUUCAAUAGCUCUCAUGUUAGUUUUUACAUUUUAUAGUCUGUUCGUUACAUUCAGAGAAAAACUCAAAAUUUUUUUGAUAACCAUUGGAUAUUACAGUUCUAAGUUUUGAUUCUUCAGAUGACAUUGCCUCAAUAUCUUAUGUGUUUUCUUGGUGCCAUUUGAGUGAAAUAGCUCUUAUUAUUGAUAAAUUUUUGCAACUUUCCAUUCCAAUUACCAUAAUCUUCUAUACAUAUAGUUACAUGAUUUUAUCAAGUUAUUUUUUGUGCUAUGUAGAACAGGAUAUUGUGCCUUUAUUCUUGUUUAAAUCCUUGAUAUACUGUUACAUAGCAUCACCACACAUAAGACAAAACUUUACUUGUAUAUAUACCUAUAGAUAUGUUCUGUCCCUGUCGGUAAAUAGUCUUACUUGAACAUAAGUCGUGGAAUGUUUUGUUUAUGGGAAGUUGAAGUCAAGUUGUGAUUGUUUUGUGUCUGUGAUUUAUUCUGGAUUUUAAAUUAAUUUUUGUCGUCCAAAUAUCAUUGCUUAGGUAGAAUUGAAUUAGAUUUUUUGCGAUAGUAAAAUUGUUACUUAUAACUAUAUAUAUGAUAUUAUGUACAAAGCACUUGCGAAUGAAGCCUUAAAUAAAUGAGGAUUCUUGAUGAAA
Messenger RNA from Styela clava, 4657 nucleotides. Its product is annotated as stromal membrane-associated protein 1-like. Gene Ontology annotation, molecular function: metal ion binding; GTPase activator activity. Gene Ontology annotation, cellular component: cytoplasm. NCBI's taxonomy places the organism in Eukaryota, Metazoa, Chordata, Ascidiacea, Stolidobranchia, Styelidae. The record is from RefSeq and is a predicted model, not a curated record.